CAACCAUAUUUGUUAGUCAUUCGAAACACUCUUGAUUACGUAGAUUAUGAUAAGUGAUAAAAUUAAUUUUAAAUAUCAUCAAUUGUUAAAUUCAUUUACAGUUUAUAAUUAUAUAACAAUAAAAAUAAUAUUUUUUGCAAAUACGCCACAUUGUGUAUUAAAAUUAACAAAACUUAACAAUUAACCUUUCGACUUCAAGAAUUAAAAAAGUAAGGUUAGUCUAUAUAUAUAUUUAUCUUGAUAUAAUUUAUUCAAGCGAAUAAAAUAUAAAAAAUAUAUAAAAUAUAAAAAAUUUAUUGAAAAAUAAAAAGUUUAAAUAAAUUAGAGCAUAUAAUAUAUAAAAAAACACGAAUAUAUAUUUUAAAAGGAAUUUAAAGAAUUUUAAAAUAAGUAUAUAUUUAUGAUACGAUAUGAUAUAAAAAAUUCUAAUUAUAUAGUAGAAAUAUAUAUGUAUUGUCGGAUCAAAAUAGAUAGUAAAUUUCUAAUUUAUUUAAUGUAUAAUUUUAUAAUUAUCUCUUUCUGUACAUCAUUAAAAAAGUAGAAAUAAAAUAAGUUAUAACUAAAUGUAAGUUAAAAUCACAAUAAUAAUAACAAUGAUAAUAUAAUUAAUAAAAGUAUUGAUAUUAUAAUGAUAUAAAAAUGGACAAAAUGUGUAAAUGGACAAAAAAUAUAAGCUUGCAAAAAAUCAUAAGAAUACAUUAAUCAUAUAUAUGUAUAUAUUGUAUUAUAUAUUUUAAUUUUAUAUUAACUAAAGUGUAUACGUAGAUUUUACGCGAAAUUGUAACGUGUAAAGUAUUUUUUAAAUAUUUAAUACUUUUUUUGUAUGUUACAUAGUAUUUUGUGUAUUGAAUUCAUUUAUAUUAGCAAAAUUAAUAUAAUUAAUAUAAUUUAUAAUAGUUUUAUAAUAGAAAUAUGAAAUUGAAAAAUCAAUAAAUAUAAUAAAUAAGAAAUAGUUUUAAAAAAAAUAUUAUUUUUUAAUUAAAUAUUAUAAUUAAAAAUUAAUAUAAAAUUUGAAAAGAUUGGAAAUUUAAUAUUUGGUUAAUAUAUAUGGAAAAAAUAUAUUAAAUAUUUUUGUAUGGUUAUACAUAUUUUCAAUAUUAAUGAUUGUGAGAAAACAUUGAAAUUGAAAAAAAAAGAUAAUUGUAUUCAUGAUAAAAUAUACUUCUCUUGAUUUAUACGUUUAUUACGUUACCAUGUGAAUAUCGAUUCAGAACAUAUUCCAUCAAAUGACCGAGUUUUACUGAAGAUUCUCGAAAAGAAUUGUACAUCAAGUGUUCCAACAAGUUGACUUUAUUGUAUAAUUAUUUUACAUAGUUAUAAAUUGAGUGAAAAAUAAAAUUAACAUUAAAAUAAUAAACUUGAAAGAUUUUUCAUUUAAAUAAUCGGAAAAGACGUUAAAUUAUGAAGAAACAAGAUAAAAGAAAAAUAAAAGUAAUUGAAACAAUAGAUGACAUCAUCUUUAUUAUUGAUAACAAUAAAGAAAGUAACAAAAUCAUCAAUAGUAACAAACAAGAACAAAAAAAGAUCUUUUUUGUGUAAUACAAAUUGAAGAAAUCAAAACUACGAACAAUAUCAAAAUGAUGUUUGAAACAAAGUAAUAUUCAUGACACUGGAACACAGAAAAUUUAGACGCGUGCACGGACUUCAAUUUCCGUUGCACCCUCAACAAGUAAUUGGGUGGAUUGUGAUCUUAAUUAUCGUGGUAAAUACGUUUGCAAUAUUAACGCCACUUCUCAAACCAAAUUUACGAUCAGUUUUCUCAAUCGUUAUUGCUAUAAUCUUUUUUAUACACAUUUGUUCUCAUUUGGCAGUGAUUUUAUUAGAUCCGGCAGAUCCUCGCGUCAGAUCUCAGCCAACAAAUAAAAUUGUACCAGAAUUCGAUCGAAAUAAACACUCACAUGUAAUUGAAAACGGUAGAUGCCAUCUUUGUAAUAUAACUAUUGAAAGUAAAAGAACGAAGCAUUGUUCUAUUUGUAACAAAUGCAUUAUUCGAUUCGAUCAUCAUUGCAAAUGGCUCAAUAAUUGCAUUGGAGCUAGAAACUAUUGCGCUUUUCUAAUCUGUUUAAUUUCUGCAAUUCUAGCAAGUUUGUUUGUUACCGGUCUCUCCGUGACAGAAUUGUCAUUGCUGUUGUUCUUUGAUCGAAUAAUAGAUCAACCUGCUACUAAUAUAACUACGAAAAACGCGACUGAUUCUGUAGUUUUAUUUAUCGUUCCUAUUUCGGAUACUACUAUAAUAAUCGCAAUCUCCGCGAUUGGAAUUCUUUCGGCAAUUGUAGCAAUACUUUUACUUCAUUUGUGCUUUUUUCAUGGUUAUAUUGCUUGCCUUGGAUUAACUACAUACGAAUAUAUACGAAACAAAAGAGAAAAGAAGUCUGUUGCUACUACAAUUGCUACAACUGAUACUACCGCCGCAGCUACUACCACAACUUCCAUCACAACAAAAAUCACUUCUAUUGAAAUAAUCACUACCACAGUUACUGGUAAUAGUUCAUCAAUGCCAGUUCAGCAAAUAGAAUCAAGAAUACAACAUGGUUUUUGUGAGUUUAUGUCAUCAGUUUCAGCAAAAAUAUCUGACCGACUUAUAAAUACUACUACACAAGAGAUGAAUAUUUGGAAAAAUGUAUUGGGUUCUCCACAAUACAUAGUUGCACCGAUGGUUGAUGCGAGCGAAUUAGCUUGGAGAUUAUUGAGUCGUCGUCAUGGUGCACAUCUUUGUUACACACCAAUGCUUCAUUCUUCGGUUUUUUGUCGAGAUCCAAAAUAUCGACGAGAAGCUCUUGCCAGUACUGCUGAAGAUCGGCCAUUGGUCGUCCAGUUCUGUGGUAAUGAUCCCAGUACAUUAUUAGAGGCAGCACUUUUAGCAGAACCAUAUUGUGAUGCAGUCGAUAUAAAUAUUGGUUGUCCUCAAGCAAUUGCUAAACGGGGUCAUUAUGGUGCUUUCCUUCAAGAUGAUUGGGAUUUACUUCAACAAAUCGUUAGUACUUUGAGUAAAAAACUUCAUGUACCAGUGACUUGCAAACUUCGAGUAUUUGCAGAAAUUGAUAAAACUGUGAAAUAUGCAAAAAUGCUUGAAGCUGCUGGUGCACAAUUACUUACUGUACAUGGACGAACUCGAGAACAGAAAGGUCCAUUGACUGGUGUUGCAUCUUGGGAUCAUAUUAAAGCUGUAAGACAAGCUGUCACAAUUCCAGUAUUUGCAAAUGGUAAUAUACAAUGUCUACAAGAUGUUCAAAAAUGUAUAGAAGAAACUGGUGUUAAUGGUGUAAUGUCAGCAGAAGGCAAUCUUUAUAAUCCAUAUAUAUUUGAAGCUUGUUAUCCACCUAGUUGGGAGCCAGCACUUGAAUAUUUAGAUUUGGUAGAAUGUUAUCCAGCCCCUGCUUCUUAUAUCCGUGGUCAUCUCUUUAAAUUAUUUCAACACACACUUUGUUUAGCAGAAAAUAAAGAAGAAAGAGAAAAUUUGGCUCGAAACUCUACUAUGGAAUCUUUCCGAAAUGUCGUUUACACUUUGAGAGAUCGAUAUCUACCUUAUCACGAAGGACGUUUAAUAUGGCAUGAAGAAACAUCUGAUUAUAACUUAAAAUUACCUCCUUGGUUGUGCCAACCAUAUGUACGUCAUCUUCCAGAAGAGAAAAUACAAAAACUAGAAAUCGAAAAAAUCGAAAAGCAAAAUGAAUCAGCUAAGAGAAAAUUCAAAGACGAAGAAGGAAAUGAAAUAUCACGAAAACAUUUAAAAAAACUUAAACGUAUAGCGCGCCGACCAAACAAAUCAACUGUUGUAAUAAAAAGAGGAUCCAAUUUAUGUCGCAAUUGCCCAAAUCCAGUGAGUCUCAAAUGCGUUCAUAAAUCAUGUCGGCAGUGCUGUAGAAACAAAUGUUUUACAGAAAAUUUGGAUUGUACUGGACACAGAAAUUUAACUAAAACUAGAAGACAAAUGGCAAUAGACUUUGCUGCAAAACGAAGAACUAUUGAAGAUACGAUAUGACAUUGUAUGAUAUUUUAGAUUAUAUAAAUAAAAAUUAAAUAAAUAUAUGGGCACAUAUUAUAAAAUAUA
Messenger RNA from Apis cerana (Asiatic honeybee), 4051 nucleotides. It is a transcript of the gene Dus1, whose product is annotated as Dihydrouridine synthase 1. Gene Ontology annotation, biological process: tRNA processing. Lineage: Eukaryota; Metazoa; Arthropoda; Insecta; Hymenoptera; Apidae. The record is from RefSeq and is a predicted model, not a curated record. Gene Ontology annotation, molecular function: tRNA dihydrouridine synthase activity; flavin adenine dinucleotide binding; palmitoyltransferase activity.